UAUAACGCGGUUUCACCUAUAAUGCGGUGUCUUCAGUGCUUGACAAAGAACAUUUCCAGAUAUGUUGCAGAUAUUAAGCCUUUGCCUCCCAACAUAAAAGAUAAGCUGAUAAAAUUAAUGAGUAUGCAAGGGCGGAUAACUGAUUCAAAUAUCAGUGAGGUGCUGCACCCAGCAGUGGAGACGCUAGAUCUUAGAGAUUGUGAUAUUUCAGAUACUGCCCUGCUGCAACUUUGUAAUUGCAAGCAACUGAAAAAAAUUAACUUAAAUUCCUGUAAAGAAAACAGACUAGCCAUCACUUCAGAAGGAGUCAGAGCUCUGGCCUUGUCUUGCCCUUAUUUACGUGAAGCCUCAUUUAAAAGAUGCUGCAAUGUAUCAGACAGCGGAGUUCUGGCUCUGGCGCUCAAUUGCCAUCUUCUACAAAUAGUGAACUUAGGCAGCUGCUCAGGCAUCACCGAUGCAUCCCUGCAUGCGCUUGGACAGAACUGCAGAUUUCUACACAGUGUGGAUUUUUCAUCUACUCAGGUGACUGAUAAUGGUGUCAUAGCACUAGUUAGUGGGAUGUGUUCAAAGAAUUUAAAGGAGAUCCACAUGGAACGCUGUGUGACUCUGACAGAUGUAGCUGUGGAAGCUGUCCUUACCUGCUGUCCGGAGAUCUAUAUUCUGCUGUUUCAUGGAUGCCCACUGAUAACAGAUCGUUCCCGAGAAGCCUUGGCGCAAUUAGUUGGACCAAACAAAAUUAAGCAAGUGACAUGGACUGUUUAUUGAUUUUUAUAUAAAGUUCCCAGAUGGUAAAGCUUUUUCAGGAAACAACCAUCUCUGGGGAACAGCUUUCUCUCUGGUAACCACUGUCUUUUGUAAUACCAGAUUCCUUCAUUCUUUGUUUCUACUAGAGCUCUCUGUCAGCAUCCAAGUCCUUACAUGUCUUAGGUGUGCCUGCCAAUACCCUGUUAAAUGAUAUUUCUUGUAAUUAAAGCAAUGCCUCUC
Molecule: messenger RNA, 984 nt
Organism: Emys orbicularis (European pond turtle)
Lineage: Eukaryota; Metazoa; Chordata; Testudines; Emydidae
Gene: AMN1
Product: antagonist of mitotic exit network 1 homolog
Exons: 7
Coding region: 22-765 (247 amino acids)
Cellular component (GO): cytoplasm
Molecular function (GO): protein binding
Source: RefSeq, a predicted model, not a curated record